Messenger RNA from Closterium sp. NIES-65, 1671 nucleotides. The record is from the annotation of a GenBank genome assembly. Lineage: Eukaryota; Viridiplantae; Streptophyta; Zygnematophyceae; Desmidiales; Closteriaceae.
AUGAGCAACAAGCGGCUGCGCUCGCGUGAACUCAAGCAGGGGGAUACGAAUACCGAGGCCGCAGUGGCCGCGUCGGUUUCAGCAUGGGGCUCGCGGCUGCCAUGCGUCAAAGAUGAGCCCGCGCCGAAUGACGCGCUGACUGCUCUACUGAACGCACCAUCUUCAACGACCUUUAAGACGGUGUCUCUGUAUAACCACAUGGGUGUGGGCUGUCAAGUGACUGCGCACGACGCAUUGACGCUCGCCGACAAGGAAUAUCUGGGCGACGCGGUCGUCGAUUUCCAUAACAUGUACCCAAGGUGUCCGAACGGGAAAUCAUGGGUGGUCCUUGACAGCAAGGCGUAUGCGUAUGCCAAGCUUCACAAGAAGCCGAUUGGGAGGUGCACGGGCCCGUCUGUGUUCGAGUACGAUUACAUCGCCGUCCCGGUAUAUGCCCGCGGGAUUGUAAGCCAGACGGCCGCACCUGUGGAGUUCAUUCUGUUCGACAGUGACGGCCUCCACGCCAAGACUACUGAUGCCUUUGACGGGACUAAAGCCUGGGACUGCGGAGUGUACAUGUGCCAGUAUCUCGAAGCACUGGUGACAUCUGGGUUCAUAACCGUGAGAGAGUACAUAUCGUUCAAGGGGGUGAGCGCUGAGAGGUACCGCCACAAGAUGCGUGGGGAUCUUUGUUCUCAUGCCGAGGGAAUGCUGAUUCCCGAGCUGCAGCGCCAGGGUCUCCGCAUACCUCUGCAACCUGUUCCCGUUAUCGACGACAACGGAUACAUCUGCGUCGACCCUCCCGUGGACAUCCGAAGAGAGCUGCUAGACCACAAGGAGAAGUUCGCUGUGAUUGAGCACGACAUACAAGUUCUGACGGCCAAGAUCGAGUAUCUGGCCAUCCGCAAAGGCGUGACGUCGGACGAGCUGGACGCAGGGGCGCACCAACACCUUGGUGUCGUGGUAGACACGCUGGUAGAGUCGGCGACUCCACACAAGCCCGCUAAAGCAGACCCUACCGCGGACAGAAGUGGCCCAAUGGAAGUCGCGCACACUGCACCGACGCGUGCACUGGCGGCAGUGCCAUCAAUCUCUCCCUGUCUUGCACCUCACACACCUGCCGAGAAAGAUAGCCAAGUUACUGCCGGAGACGCGACACCUGCUGUGGUCAGGCAACAACAGCGCGACCAUCUUGCAGUGGCUUUGCGCAGCCGCGCUAAGACUCCCGUGCCCGCAGCUCCAGGUAACCCCGGAAGGGUCGCAAGCAGCGGCCGAAUGGGAGUUAUGUGGAACGCAGAGAAGCAGAGGUACUACGUCCGGAUCAUAUCUGCUCGCCGUCAGCAGGUUCGUCUGGGGUCGUACGAGGACAAGGACGAGGCGUCAUACGCGCGGUGGAACAGAUGGAGGGAGUGGAGAGCCGCAAUGGCUGGCGUGGACGACGCGCAGCCGGUCGAUCGCCGUUCGCGGCGAAAGGGCAGAGUGUCCCGGGCCAUUAGUGACGUUGAGGAGGUGGAGGCGAUCACGCAGACUACAGAGGACCAGGCUAUGGCAGACGAGCCAGAGGACCGAACAGAGGACUACACGGAUGACGAUGAGUCCGUUGACGAUGAUGCUGUGUAUGAACCUGGAAACGAUACUUUCGACGAAGAUGAUGGAUGGGAGGAUGUCAACCGUGCACAGGGUGUUGCAUGA